AUGGCUCAGCGCGUCCCUUCAUAUGUUCCGCCGCCCGGACCUGCACCUGCACCGUCGCAACCUGCUCCCCUUCAAGUCGCGUGGGUGCCCAGCCCGGGCUUGCCGAGCCCGGAGGUGAUUCAGAAGCAGAAGGAAGGAUACAUCAGGCUGCUAGAUGAACAGCUGAAACAGGGCCAGAACACCCUGGACCAGCAAAGAAAGCAGCAGUCUGAGUACUUGCACACUCAGGCGCAGCAGCAGAAGCAGCAGGUGGAGAUGCAGAUAAAACAGCAGGUGCAGCAGCAAGAAAUGCAGCUGCUCCAACAGUACAACCAGUCUUUGAUGCAGGUGCAGCAGGCGUCUGCACAGCAGAAGGCCGCUCUUGAGACCCAGGCGAUGCAGUUGGUGAUGGAGUACCAGCAAAAACGGUCUCAGGAGGAGAUGCUGGCAAAGCAGCAGCAGCUACAAAGAGGUCACAUCGAGGCCCAGAUGAAGUUUGCGGCAGAGAUGCAGAAGUUGCAGGACGGGCCAAGCAUGGUGCACGGUGGCCGUGGCUUUGCCCGACAUGAUGCCUCUGUCUCCGCCACGGGGAUGGCGGAGGCAGGGCUGGCGGCCGCGGGUUUGCCUGACGUCAUGGUUUGCCUCUUUGUUUGCGGGGUGGCGGCUCUGGGACAAGCGGUUGCGGCUUUGCCCGACGUUAUGGUUCGCCUCUUGCUAUGCCCCACAGGUGGCCGUGACUUUGCCCGACAUGAUGGUUCGUCUCUGCCUCUGACGGGGGUGGCCGCAGCUUUGCCCGACGUGGUGAUUCGCCUCUUUCUUUGCCACGGGCUCUGUCUCUGCCACAAGGAUGGCGGAGGUGGCCGUGACUUUGCCCGACAUGAUGGUUCGUCUCUGCCUCUGACGGGGGUGGCCGCAGCUUUGCCCGACGUGGUGAUUCGCCUCUUUCUUUGCCACGGGCUCUGUCUCUGCCACAAGGCGGCGGCGGCUUUGCCCGGCCGCGUGACAUUGCCCAACAUUCUGGUCCGCCUCUGUCUUUUGCCGCGGGGGGUGGCGGAGACAGGGACAUUAUGGUUCGCCUCUGUCUUUGCCACGCGGUGGCGGAGACAGGCGGCUGCGGCUUUGCCCAACGUUGUAGUUCGCCUCUUUCUUUGCCACGGGGUGGCGGAGACAGGAAUUGAAGCAGAGAGUUCGGAAGCGACAGGACACGAGGAAGACCUGGCUCGCUUACGAACUAAGCUGGAGACAGACAUUUUGCCAGCAUUGGCUUCAUUGCGCACUUUUGCAAUAGCAGCUGACCGUUUCUAUGAGCAGGUGGAUGACGCCUGGAACAACCAUGCAGCGGCUGGCAGAGAGCAAUUGGAGGCUUUUGUGCAGGGAGUCUGCUUUGAAGGGGUGCAGGGCUUCGCCCGUCGAACGCUGCUGUCCCCGGAUCCUGAUGAGCCUGCUUCGCAAAAGAUGGUGAGCUGGCUCAGACGAUUGGAGAAGGCUCCAUGGUGCUGGUCUCCGCAGCAACGCCGUGCGCUGGGCGAGUUUGCAGAGCUCGGUGGGCUUAUCCAUGUUGCCGAUGAUGCCCCUGCAGUUCACUUGCCUGAGAGGAUAUCUGCCGUGCUGCAGCAGCGGACCCAACGCUUUGUGGUCGUGCUGGAGGCCCCAAUGGCGCUUGCAGCUAAUACAGCUGCAAAAACUAUUCGCCAUCGAGUUCUUGUUGGUUCCCGGUGGCGACACACCAUAUGCACAGCCUAUUCAUCAAAUGCCUGGAAGAGGGCUUCAGGCGCUUUCCAAGCCGGUGAUUGCCUGGCACCACGAGCUCACGGUGUCCAGGAGCUCCAGGCACGCUUCUUCAGCUCAUCAGGCCUCACAGGCUUGAGAGCAACCUUCGCUCAUCUAGCUGCUCAACGCCUGGGCUUGCCGCUUCAGGCCCCGUCUGGCCCCUCCGCUGCGGCGCAGUCCUCCGCUGCGGCGCAGUCCUCCCAAUCGGUUGGUGCAGCCCCAGCAGCUGUCAGUGUUGGCGAGGGCUGCACUGAGCGACGCGUCCCUGUCUCGUUCGUUCGGCAACGAGUGAUGAAGAGGUUGAAGGAAACACAGAAUACAGCAGCGCUGCUUUCCACCUUUCAGGAAGUCGAUAUGACGGCAGCCUUAAAGCUGCGAUCCAAGUAUAAGGACAUGUUCUCAAAGCUUCAUGGGUCUCAAUUGGGAUUACUCUCUCUCAUCGCAAAGGCAAGCUGCUUGGCCAUUGCGGAGGUGCCUGGAGUGAAUGCUGUCAUUGACGAUGGGACAAAAGAAGCAGUCUAUCGAGAUUAUGUUGACAUCAGCAUCCCCAUCCCAAGCCCGCGUGGGAUCAUUGCAUGCACUCUGCAAGACGCGCAGAGCAUGACAAUACGAGAUAUGGAACAUGAAAUUGCAGCGCUCACAGAUCGAGCCGCUCGAGACGAGCUCUCCGUGGCUGACUUGAGUCAUUCCACCUUCGGCAUUGUGGAUUCUGGCAUUGCUGGGAGCAUGCUGGGCACCGGUAUCAUAAACUUUCCGCAGAGUGCUUCGAUGGGCACAAAUGCUGUAAAGCGGCGGGUGGCUGUGGUGGAUGGGAAAGUUGAAGCGCGGCCAGUUAUGUUUACUGCAUUGACCUACGACCACCGCUUGGUUGAUGGGCGUGAAGCCGUCACCUUUCUGUGCUCUGUCCGUGACAAGCUGGAG
Messenger RNA from Effrenium voratum, 2670 nucleotides. Lineage: Eukaryota; Dinophyceae; Suessiales; Symbiodiniaceae. The record is from the annotation of a GenBank genome assembly.